AUGGAGUUAUCGCGCCUAGAGGACAUUGAUGGAUUCGAUGCCAUCUCCAACUUUAGCCCAAGUUUCGUUGAAGGACUGUCCGAAGCCAUCACCUCGGACAAUAGGGAUGAAGAAAUACUCGAUUUACUAGACAUUCAAAUCGAAGUUGAAUUCGACUAUUUAUAUGAUUAUUACAUUGAAGGAUAUUUCUCCGAUGGUAUUCUGGAAGCACCUGAUCUUCUUGACGAAGCCAUAUUUCUGGAGGAGUACCACUCCCGAUUAAAAGAGGUUUAUGACGAGGUGAAGGCUCAAAUCAAUUUAGGUUUACUUUUUCUCGAGAGAAAUCCAGGUAAUGGGCUGGAGUGGAAACUCGAUCAGACUUUUGGAGAAUACCAAGAGCAAGAGAAGGUACACAAGCUAUUUGAGCAAUUCAAAGAAUCGAGUGCUAGAAUUGCAGCCCCGUCAACAAGAUCUGGAGUUGUACUUGAAGACAAUGACUCCAAGACUUCAGCGACAGAGACUCGAAAUACAGACAAGGAUAUCAUCGCAGUGUCCGCAGGUGGGCAGCGCAAUCCCAUUCCAAGUGACUCUGGGAUAGGAACAAGAGUACGCGGGGGAGGAUCAACCACCGAAAUUGACUCGCUUGAUUGCAAUUACCACGAGAGGGACGGGCAAAGAGAGAAAAGAGUCAAGUUUAGGCGUAUCUGGAACCACUCUACGAUAUCACGAGACGAAACAUCCGCGAACGCUUUCAAGCUUCUCUAUGCUAUACUUUCUCCUCACAUAGUUUCACAGGGAGAUCAAAGACACGACCACGACCGCUUUUCAUCAGUAACGGGAACAGAAGUACUGUUAGAGUACCAGCAGAGUCAUACAACGCAAACAGGAGUAUCGAAUCCGCAGCUUGGAGAGAUUCCCAGGCAAGGGACAUUGUCUGAUCGACAGGAUUGGAACACUCUCAAUGCUCAAAAGGUGCGAUUGCAGCAAACUCGCCAGAAAUUGCUCUCGAACACAUUCCAGCAAACGUCCACCCUCAACGAUAAAAUCACGGGUGCUUCAGUGCCAGUAAUCAACAUGGCUCGGAAAGACCAAGAAUCAGAGGCGCCUACAGGACAAGGAGAUCAAAAUGGAAACCAGGUCAUCGACCACGAUGCCCGGGGAAUUGAUCUGGAUGACUCCGAGGCUGGACAUCAAAAUCUCAAACAUCGCAUCGCUUCAUUAGAACGAGAAAACAAGAGGCUGAGGACAAGUCAGGCGGUUACUCCGCGUUGCCAGGUUCUAUACUUCGUCAACAACAGAGCCUCAGGCCCACAACCACCAGGCAAAGCCCCGCCCAGCACGGCAUACACAGACAAGCCAACGUGGUCAGUAGGUCCAAAUGGCGAAAUCGUGCUGACAGCGCACUUUCCAAUUCCAGACGUGUCUGGGUUUUUGCGCCAGAGCCCCGAUAUCGCAUUCGUUGUUUGUUAUUACUAUUCCCAUACAAGUCAGGAUAACGAGGUACAGAACGCAGCGAGAGCGAAACGAAUGCUACCGCAGCCGAAACCUACUUCGGAGAUGUUAAGACUUCAUUCCCUGGACAUGAUAGAGGCAGUUGAAAGCUUCUUGGCGCUGCAGCCCAAGUUCUCCAAUGAGUUCCCGUCCUUGAAUAUCCGCGGUCCACUUCAUGCGCCGUACCUAUUCUGGUACCAUUAUCGCUCUGCGACGGCGCUCGAUGUGCUGAGUCCAACCCAUAAAAACACCAUGCAGCUGCUGACAGAGUGGAUCGAGGAGCACUACGCUGAGAAGUUUGAUCACGUGGAUGACCAACUAAAGAGGGGUGUCAUAUCAGAGGACACAAUGCCGUUCCUGGUGAAACCGGGAAAUGUCUUGGUUUGGAAGGAGCAGCACGAGAUCAAUGCUGCAGUUGCUAAAAGUUGGGCAUAUCGGAAAUCACCGAUGACCGUUGUUCAAGAGAGAAUAGGCAAAGAACAAGACUGGACAGGGGAUGGCAGCGCAUUCGAAAAACGCAAGACAACUUGGACUGUGGACAGCUGGAAGUUCAACUAUGACGGCAGAUUCUACCGCAAAGAACUCCCAGUCAACAUCGAUCUCAGCACGUACCAGCCUCAGGAUGAAUUGCAAAUCAAGGAGCUGAAAAUCCAUCCUUUGGAAUAUGCCGAAUCUCAUUUCAAAGACGCCCUGGAAAACCGAGGGACUCUGUUUUGGAAAUGUCGACAUCAACAUCUCGUAUCCUACGAAAGCUUGCCCCGCGAAGAUCAACGCAAUGAACAAAACAACGGGGAGCGCUUCAUGGUAGACUUUGAGACGUACAGACAACUACAUUCAUCGUCAAGUACCUUCAAGAUGUCGUAUCCAAGCAUUGAUGACGAUAAAUGCCAACGCAUGAACCCUGAGACCAUGGCAUCUGAUGAACCACCGUCAGCACCCGACAUCUAUGUUUUUCCAAAUACAAUUCCCGGAUACAACCUACGAAGCAAGAAAUGGGUCGACUUGAACGUUGAUAUGAUUCGGAACGUAACAUGGAACAAGAAAUCUUUUGACCAUCUGGUGGUAGACGAUGAAACCAAGGAGCUGGUCCAAGCUCUAGUCAAACACCAGAUUGCCAGUCAGAAAAGCACCGAUAUCAUCGACCGCAAGGGCAACGGUUUGAUCAUCCUGCUUCAUGGAGGACCUGGCACUGGCAAGACUUUCACGGCCGAGAGUGUGGCUGAAAUGGCUGAAAAGCCAUUAUUCAGAAUAACGUGCGGUGAUAUCGGCACCGAGCCGGAAAAGGUCGAGAACUAUCUGGAUUCUGUGCUGCACCUCGGAAAGAUCUGGGACUGCAUCGUUCUGAUCGACGAAGCCGAAGUCUUUCUUGAACAACGAAACCUCAACAAUUUGGAGCGCAAUGCCCUUGUCUCCGUCUUCCUACGUGUACUUGAAUACUACGAAGGGAUCCUUAUCUUGACAUCGAACCGUGUUGGCACGUUUGAUGAGGCCUUCAAGUCCAGAAUCCUGCUGUCUUUACACUAUGAGAACCUGACCGAAGGACAGCGCACCAAGAUUUGGAAGAACUUCUUCAAGAGGCUGAAGGAGAUGGGCGAAGAAAAUGACAGAAACGAAUCCUCGCUAUCUUUGUCUUCCCUGACGGAACCUGGGUCGCGCAAACGCAAAUUCCAAGACGAGACCCAAGACGGGACUGAAGGUGUCGAUUUCGACGACGUUGAAUGCUACAUCACCGAGUUGGCCAAGCACGAAUUGAAUGGUCGACAAAUCCGCAAUGUCAUUACGACAGCACGGCAAUUGGCCGUGUCGAGGAACGAGCUCAUGAGAUACAAACACUUGGAACAUGUCAUCAAGGUAUCCAGCAAGUUUGACAAGUAUCUCAAGACGGUGAGAGAGGGUUUCUCGGAUGAUCAAGUUGCCAGGGAUGAGGGGAUCAGGUAA
Messenger RNA from Pestalotiopsis fici W106-1, 3408 nucleotides. RefSeq lists its product as uncharacterized. The record is from RefSeq and is a predicted model, not a curated record. The transcript has 3 exons. Gene Ontology annotation, molecular function: ATP hydrolysis activity; ATP binding. The coding region runs from base 1 to 3408 and encodes 1135 amino acids. NCBI's taxonomy places the organism in Eukaryota, Fungi, Ascomycota, Sordariomycetes, Amphisphaeriales, Sporocadaceae.